Molecule: messenger RNA, 1446 nt
Organism: Topomyia yanbarensis
Lineage: Eukaryota; Metazoa; Arthropoda; Insecta; Diptera; Culicidae
Exons: 7
Coding region: 906-1433 (175 amino acids)
Source: RefSeq, a predicted model, not a curated record
CUUGGUUAGUUCGAUUCAUGCAUCCAAUCGAUUUCACAGCACAAGCGCAUUUGCCGGCAAAUAAUCCACAGUGUUUUAAAGGAACUAAUUUUCCGGUUGGAUUAAAUAGUUUGAAUUUACAAAUAGGUGGAACGGAAAGGCUGACAUAAUGCAGCAGAUUGCUCAUAACAAAGACGUCGAAAAGUUUGUCUCAGAAACGAAGUAUUUUUUAGACGAGUUCGACUCGAUCAUCAGCCACUGGGAUCUGUCUGGGAAUUUCUUUCUACAUUAUCUUAUCGAGAUUCAUGAAAGUGUGACGCAACUCCUAUCCAAGUUCACCACACUGUCGUUGGAUGGCGUAGGAGGGCGCAAACAUGAACAUUUCUUUAAAUUACAAUGUUGCGGGCAAGAGUUCCACAGUGUCAAGGAUCUGCGAUUGCACCAUCACUCGUGCCGACACAAGAAGUCGACGUCAGCGGAACCAGACAACUGCGAGCUAAAAUCGGCUUUAGUCAAACUUGCUUUUUUCAACCGAAGGGUAAACGAAUACCUACAGUACGGAACGGAAGCCGAUCGUUACCUGUGUCUGUAUCUGAAGAAGAUUCUGAAAAAGAUAACAAUUACGUUGGACACGUUUACGUUGUAGGCAAACCUCGGUGGAACAAAUACUGUAUGAAUGCGAAUGAUCGGACCGAUUAGAAAGUAUGUCGAACUCGUGUUGGUUAAAAAUAUAUUCUAAGCUAUUUUUUCUAAUUAUAAUAAAAUCAACAUCGUGCUGUUUCGUUUUUACGAUGACCACCCCUUCCGGAAGACUCGAUCGGGGCGAACUCUACAUAAUUUGUUGAUGGAAACAUCUACAUCGGAUUGACCUUCGUAUAAAGCAAAAACUUAGUUCCCAUUCUGAAUUGAAACGGACGGUGAGCGAAAUGAUUUUGGAGGACACUGUGAUGUAUAGGCGGAGUGCUAAGACUCCCGAAGAUGUUGCCAAUUGGAAACUGGUGUAUAAUUUUAUCAUCGAAACGAAAUACUUCCUGGAACACUACGAUAGCAUAAUUGAAACGUGGGAUCUGUGUGACAAGGAAUUUCUAAUGCUCGUGUGGGAGAUUGAAGAACUGCUCACAGAGUUGCUAUUCAAGUAUACAACGGUAUCGACGGAAUACCUGCGGCCUAUAUCGUUGCCGACGGUUGAAAUCAAGUGUUGUGAUAUAUUGUUCGAGAAAUCCGCCCAGCUUUUCAAACACUACUACACCGUACACCAUACUCCGGCACGACUGAAUGGCAUACGCUACUGCGAGAUGAAAGCUGGACUUCUAAAAUUGGACUUCUACCGUCGCUGCGUGAAGUACUACUUGGAAUAUGGCACUUGGGCAGAUCAUGUGCUUUGCUUGUAUCUCAAACGCAUAUACAAGAAAGUGAAUCAUACACUAGAUCCAUUCCGAGACUCUGAUCAAUAAAAAUGCAAAUGUG